AUGCCUAUUUUUGUUCCUAUAGGUGAAAUAACAACCAGGUUACGUUCACGUGGCUUUCGAACUGACAAUGAACGUGAUCAAUUUGAUUCAGAUGUGGCAAUGGAUGAAAAUAAUCAAAUAAAUGCUGCAACACAUAACACUGAAGGCCCUGCUAAGAGCGAAAGAAAACUUACAAUUAACAAUCAACUUCGCAAGAGAAGAGCAAAAGGAAAGCAUAUUGAUAUAAAGUUCCCUAAAGAAUUUGCAAAGGUGUGUGGAGAACAUGCUAGUUUAUUUAAAAGUGAGAUAACAGUUCUUGUAAGAACUGUACCACUCCAAGUGAAGAAGUGGAGGGACAUGGAUAAGUUUCAUCCUGGUACUACUACAUCUAUUUGGAGAAAACUAAAGCAAAAGUUUCCUGAGCUUUCAGAAGAAGAUAAAGAUUGUGCCAUGAGACAAGUAGAGAGUCAAUAUAAUAAUUGGCGCAUCGUCUACUUCAAACUUACCGAAACAAGCCAAGGCCACAACAUGUCUCACCAGAAGAAAAGGAGCAACCAAAACUCUAUCAAUAGAGGAAAGCAAGAGAUGGGGUCCAAAGUAGGAACUAGAUCAAUUGCUCAAAUCGCUUAUGAUCUGACCAAACUACAUGAAGGUGCUAGGAUACAUCAAGAAAAGAUUUCUUCUACGCCCGUGCCAAUAGUUGAGGCACUUCGCACUAGUUCUUGGUCGAAAGCCAAACAUUCAUGUGGUGUUGGCAUUCAUGCUGUAAACCGAGUGGUUGAGGAAAGAAUCAAAUUGCAGGAGCAAAUUGAGGCUUCUGAACAGCGUGAAGCUGCAGCUCGAGCACGUGCAGAUGCUGCUGAGCAACGAGCACGAGCUUUGGAAGGCCAAGUUUCCAUGAUGGUCAAAACAAAUGCACAACUGCAAGAAGAGCAGCAAUUCCAAUGUGAUGAGCUGAGUUCUUUGCGUGAAGCACAGAGUGGAGAAGUUGCUCGCCUAGUGAGAGAACAACUUGAUCAUCAAAUGGCUGAAUUAAUUGCACGCAUUGGUGUCAAGAGAGUUAUUUUGAGGUUUGAGUGUUCUUAG
Messenger RNA from Miscanthus lutarioriparius, 1065 nucleotides. NCBI's taxonomy places the organism in Eukaryota, Viridiplantae, Streptophyta, Magnoliopsida, Poales, Poaceae. The record is from the annotation of a GenBank genome assembly.